AUGGUGUUUUACCCAAUAAUUGACAAAUAUUCUAAAACUGAAGUUUUGGCAAAACUUAAGGAUUCAAAAAUCAUCAUUCCAACGGUAUCAUUUGCCAAUGUGCCCCAACUUGCGAUCGAUUUAUUGAUCAGUAACCUUGAUACCAUUAAGAUUGGUAGACUUGAUGACCAAUACGUGUACCCUUUCAUUUCCUCUAUUGACCCACCAGUAUCCUCCACAGAAAACGUGAAGAUCGAAGGAGUAUGCACCAGUUUGGAAGUGUACUAUAGUGAAAAGUAUAACUUGACAUUAUUACAACAACGGUCACCGAUAUUACCAGAAUUCAAAUUACAAUUUUUGACCAAUGUGUUGGUUCCGUUCUUAACUGAUAUUGGGAAGUUUCAAGAGAUUGUGGUGUUGAACUCUGAGAAUUUGGUCAGCAACUACGACGAUUACAUCACCAAUAACAUUUCGAUAUAUUAUUCAUUAGAUUUACUUGAUGUCAAGUUCAAAUUGUUGGAAAUCAACGAUGCAAACAAUAACAAAAACCAGAUUUACAAGGAUAUAUCUCAAACAAAAGACCAAUUUGUCAAAGCGGUCCAUCAAGCGAUGGUGGAAAAGGACGCAAUCAACACCAACAAGAUAUCGUCGAUUGUCAUCCAUGUGUUUGAAGGGGAUAAUUUCCAAGAUGGGGUAUAUUUCUACCAAGAGAUUUUGAAAUUCUGUGAAAUUGCAUCGCCACACAACCACCAAUUAAUUAAACCGUACUCUUGGUUGGGAUUCUAUGGUGAUAAACCAAUUCCUUCAUCUAUCGAGGAAGGGAUAUUUGGUUAA
Messenger RNA from Saccharomycopsis crataegensis, 813 nucleotides. RefSeq names its product Add66p (gene ADD66). Gene Ontology annotation, cellular component: nucleus; cytosol. The transcript has a single exon. The coding region runs from base 1 to 813 and encodes 270 amino acids. Gene Ontology annotation, biological process: proteasome assembly. The record is from RefSeq and is a predicted model, not a curated record. NCBI's taxonomy places the organism in Eukaryota, Fungi, Ascomycota, Saccharomycetes, Ascoideales, Saccharomycopsidaceae.